This is a messenger RNA of Penicillium angulare, 951 nucleotides long. RefSeq lists its product as uncharacterized. Gene Ontology annotation, biological process: transmembrane transport. Gene Ontology annotation, molecular function: water channel activity. The transcript is spliced from 3 exons. Lineage: Eukaryota; Fungi; Ascomycota; Eurotiomycetes; Eurotiales; Aspergillaceae. The coding region runs from base 1 to 951 and encodes 316 amino acids. The record is from RefSeq and is a predicted model, not a curated record. Gene Ontology annotation, cellular component: plasma membrane.
AUGAAGUUCUUUCACAAGCGAACAACCUCUCAGGCCUCUACGCUGGCUGGCCCGCCUGGCCCCGGUGGGCGCGGCCAGCUGCCCAUGCUGCAGAAUUCAAACGCUUUACGGUAUAACUUGCUUUGCGUUAUGGGGGAGUUUGUUGGCACAUUCUUGUUUCUUUUCUUCUCUUUUGCUGGUACUCAGGUCUCAAAUACACCUAUGCCUCCUCCUGGCUCGUAUCCGAAUACUUCCAAUCUGCUCUAUUCGGCGCUAUCUUUCGGCUUCUCUCUUACGGUUAAUGUUUGGACGUUCUUCCGCAUUACUGGAGGGCUUUUUAACCCGGUGGUUACCUUGGCUUUGUGUCUAACGGGUGGAAUGCCAGCUCUCCGUGGAAUCCUAGUCUUCCCCGCUCAGUUACUUGGCGGGAUUGCAUCGGCUGGUGUUGUGAGCGCCUUAUUUCCGGGUCCACUAAACUGCGGAACAAGACUCGGCGGCGGUGCUUCCAUUGCCCAAGGCCUGUUCAUUGAAAUGUUCUUGACCGCACAGCUGGUGUUGGUUAUCAUCAUGCUGGCCGUGGUCAAACAUAAGUCAACCUAUCUUGCCCCUGUCGGUAUUGGCUUGACGUUCUUCGUGACUGAAAUGAUCGGCGAUUAUUACACCGGUGGAUCUCUGAACCCCGCUCGCUCUCUCGGCCCCGAUGUCAUCAACCGCAGCUUCCCCGGAUAUCACUGGAUCUACUGGGUUGGACCACUUCUGGGGUCUCUAUUGGCCUCGGGAUUCUACCACCUGCUCUGCUGGGUUCAGUGGGAGAAUAUCAACCCUGGUCAGGACUUUAAUGAGUGGGAAGCUAAGGCUCGCAAGGAGUCCCAGGCCAAUUCGGAUAACACUUACACUGAUCAGGUCCACUCUCCUCCUCGCAAUGAGCCGGACAGCAGGGAUGUUUCUGUGUCCCCUGAGCAGCAGGUAUAA